Messenger RNA from Mytilinidion resinicola, 882 nucleotides. RefSeq lists its product as uncharacterized. The record is from RefSeq and is a predicted model, not a curated record. The coding region runs from base 1 to 882 and encodes 293 amino acids. The transcript has 3 exons. NCBI's taxonomy places the organism in Eukaryota, Fungi, Ascomycota, Dothideomycetes, Mytilinidiales, Mytilinidiaceae.
AUGACCUCCCAACUGCACAAGAGCGAGUAUCUGGAGGUCGUCGACCCGCGCUUUGCCGGCGCCUUCCCGCCCUUCGAGCACCCCCGACAGCCGCGUCUUGGCCGCGCAUAUACAACCGCGAAUCCGCCCAGCCAUAUCGAGCUUGAGCCGCGUCCAGCCCUACGAGAGCGUGCCCAAACCGCCUCCGCCGCCAAAGCUCGAUCUGCCCCCAGACGACGGCCCGGUGCGCCGACGCGUGUAGGCUGGGAGAAGGCGGAGGUGGACAAAGAGCUGCAAAAAGCCUUUGACUUGGAAGAGGACCCAAUGGGUGAUACGGAGAAGGAGAAGGAAAUUCGCCGCUGCCGGGGGGGGUUUCGUGAAGAAAUGCGAGCAAUGGCGGAACAACUGAGCGAAUUGUACGUGGAAAUGGUGGCUUCGCGUGAUGGAAACCUCCACGAUUUGGCCAAAAUAGCGGCACGAAGGCUCAAGGGUAUCGUCAAAUGUCGUGACCGCCACCAGAAAGAGGCGAAGGAGAAGGGGAGGCGGGCCAGUCUGACACAGCUGCAUGACGUCGGCAAUGUGAAGGUAAUGGGAGCGCUGUUUUGGACUCUCUACACGUACACAAAGCAUAUGCACAGCUAUUUCGAGGAUGUGAAGGAAUACCAGCGCCAGGACAUCAAGAAUCCAAUCCGUGUCGUGAGAGACAAAUUCCGAGAGCUGAAUCAGCUCUACCGCAACAUAGACUUAGAGGUCGAGAAAAAUCCCGAAGCACGUCCAGCCGAAUUAGCACCAGCACCGGCGUCGAUGUCAGAAGAGAGAGAGCCCAAAGCAGAGUCUAAGCUUCUCAAGCUGAAGAAGUCCCUGAGCGACCUCCUGACGUUCCGCAAACAACGCGAGACUUGA